CACAUAUUUCUCGACUUGGGCGGGUCCAAGCCAUGGAUCCCACCGCCAUGGUGAUCCCGAGCACUGCAACUUCCUCUCCCGCACCAAUUGAAGCAAGUAUAGCCAAUCAAAGCACAUUGGGUAGUCUGGAAAAGGCGACUAUACCGGCGAACCAGGGCAACGGUGUCGAAUCCGUCCCUAAUACUGCGACCAACUUGAAGCGGGAUGCGGAUUCUGAGCACCCUCAAGCAACAACACCAACGGGUACUACUGAUGGGGUGCAUAUCGGAAUGAGCUCCACCUCCUCUGAAUAUGAGGCCACUAAGUCUCCCAGGGGAAUCGCCACACCCAUGGAGGCGGAUGGUGACUCCCACAUGGAAGAUUCUUCAGAGGCAGUAGAUGCGGUAUCCAGUUCCUCGGGCAUGUCGGGCCACGAAUCGAAGCGAGGUGUUAAGCGCAAGUCGCCCAUCGAUGAGAGUGACUUUAUUCGAAACAACCCAAGCUUAUAUGGAUUGCGCCGAAGCAAUCGCACCCGUUCUAUCCGCCAGACAAUCCAGAGCACUACAGACUCCGAGUCUGAGGUUUCCAGACCCAUUAAGAGGAGACGUCCUCAGCCAAACCGAAAACGAUCGUCCUCACAGUCUCAAGAUUCCGACGCAGAUUCAUCAAGCGACGUUUAUAGCAACACCCAGAGAAGGCAAAAAGUUAAACGCCGCCGUCUAGUGCAACCGCAGGUUGACUUAGCACCAGCACAUGGGGAAGUUCGGUUUUCCACGCGUCGUUCUAACAAAGUUUUAAACUACAAUGAAGAUGACGAUGAUGAUCUGUUCGGAGACGAAUCGGAUAACAUGACCCCACUCGAUUGGGCGACCGUCCUCGACGAUAAUCGCCCCGCCAUUGAUGUUGUCCUCAACCAUCGUUUAAAGGAUGACGUGGAUCCCACGCGACUUGACCUCGGACGCUCGGACUUCGAAUUUUAUAUUAAAUGGCAGGGAAAGUCGCACUACCAUGCAACGUGGGAGACAGACGAGUCCCUUGUCGAUUGCCGCAGUAACCGUCGUCUAGAUAAUUAUGUCCGAAAGCUGCUAAUUCAAGAGCUCUCGUUCAUGAAAGAUCCGGAUAUGAUACCUGAAGAAAAGGAAAAGUGGAACCUUGACCGCGAGCGCGAUAUUGAAGCGAUUGAGGACUUCAAACUCGUCGAGCGUGUCAUUGGUUCUCGCAAGGUUGCGGGGGUAACCGAGUAUUACGUUAAAUGGAAACGCCUGUUUUACGAGAGUUGUACUUGGGAAGGCGCAGAGCUCGUUAGCAGUAUCGCCCAACAGGAAAUCGACCGUUACCUUGACCGGUGUUCCCGGCCUCCUGUUUCAAGCAGACUGGAAUCGAACCAGUCAACUCGUUCUGCAUUCGAACCUAUUCAUGGAACUCCUGACUUCGUCUGCAAUGGUCAACUGAAGGACUUCCAGGUGAAAGGUGUUAAUUUCAUGGCAUACAACUGGGUUCGCGGCCGAAAUGUAGUUCUUGCUGAUGAGAUGGGGUUGGGAAAAACAGUCCAGACUGUAACUUUUAUCAAUUGGCUGCGACAUGUGAGGAAUCAACAGGGCCCGUUUAUUGUGGUUGUCCCUCUUUCCACAAUGCCAUCGUGGGCUGAAACAUUCGACUAUUGGACACCCGAUUUAAACUACGUUGUUUACAGUGGGAACGAAGCGUCACGGAAUAUUAUCAAGGAGUAUGAACUUCUUGUCGAUGGAAACAUUAAACGCCCAAAAUUCCAUGUCCUCUUGACCACUUAUGAGUAUGUGUUGGUCGACGCGUCCUUUCUUAGCCAAAUCAAGUGGCAAUUUCUCGCAGUUGAUGAGGCCCAUCGUCUAAAAAAUAGAGACUCUCAGUUGUACGCAAAGCUAGUUGAAUUCAAGUCUCCGAGCCGGUUACUGAUUACUGGAACCCCCGUUCAAAAUAACCUUGGAGAACUAUCUGCGCUGAUGGACUUUCUAAAUCCGGGGCUAAUUGAAAUUGAUGAAAAUAUGGAUUUAAGCUCGGAAGCUGCAAGCGUCAAGCUAGCUGAAUUGACCAAAGCGAUACAACCGUUUAUGCUUCGCCGGACCAAGUCUAAGGUUGAAAGUGACUUGCCGCCAAAGUCAGAAAAGAUUAUUCGGGUUGAGCUUUCAGACGUGCAGUUGGAGUAUUAUAAAAACAUUCUUACCAAGAACUAUGCUGCCCUUAAUCAAGGCGCGAAGGGCCAAAAACAAUCAUUACUCAAUAUUAUGAUGGAGUUGAAAAAGGCAAGCAAUCAUCCGUUCAUGUUCGCCAACGCAGAAGAUCGAAUUCUGCAAGGCAGCACGCGCCGAGAAGAUGCACUAAGGGCACUGAUCACCAGCAGUGGCAAGAUGAUGCUGCUGGACCAGCUGCUAGCGAAGUUGAAAAAUGAUGGUCAUCGCGUUCUUAUUUUCAGCCAAAUGGUUCGCAUGCUUGAUAUUCUUGCUGAUUACAUGGAUGCGCGGGGUUUUGCCUAUCAGAGGCUGGAUGGCACCAUUGCAGCUGGACCUCGUCGUUUAUCUAUUGAACACUUUAAUGCUCCAGAUAGCACUGACUUCGCUUUCUUGCUCUCGACGCGUGCGGGUGGGCUUGGCAUUAAUCUCAUGACAGCAGAUACAGUCAUUCUAUUCGAUUCAGACUGGAAUCCCCAAGCUGAUUUACAGGCCAUGGCGCGAGCUCAUCGCAUUGGGCAAACAAAGCCGGUUAGCGUCUAUCGGCUUGUAUCAAAAGACACUGUCGAAGAAGAAGUCAUAGAGAGGGCUAGGAAUAAGUUACUUCUUGAAUUCAUUACCAUCCAAAGAGGUGUGACCGAUAAGGAGGCCACAGAAUUAAAAGAUAAGAUGGUUCGCGCUGGCCAUCAUAUCAACGAGCCGACUUCCUCUGAGGAUAUAUCCCGGAUAUUGAAGCGUCGUGGGCAACGGAUGUUUGAGCAGUCUGGAAAUCAAAAGAAACUAGAAGAAAUUGACAUCGAUGCUGUCCUUGCAAAUGCGGAGGAGCACAAAACGGAGCAAGCCGAAAGCAUGGAAGCUGAUGGAGGUGAAGAGUUCCUUAAAGCAUUCGAAUUUGUAGAUGUCAAGGUAGAUGACCUUACCUGGGAUGAGAUUAUUCCAAAGGAGGAGUUGGAAAGAAUUAAAAGCGAGGAACGGAAAGAAAUGGAAGCUAAGUACCUCGCAGAAGAAAUUGAACGCAGCCAGCCGAGGAAAAGAAAAGAAAUGGCGGACGAAAGAGAAGAAAGGCAGGCAAAGCGAAAGGCUCGGCAGCAAGUGAAUAUGGAUGUCGAUGAUGACUCCGAUGCGCCCCCAGCGCCAGACCCCAAACGUCCCCUAACUGAGAAGGAAAUUCGUCACCUUACUCGUGCAUACUUGAGAUAUGGCGACUUCAAUGAUCGCGAGAGAGAUAUUCUCAGGGAAGCAAAGCUUCUAGACAGAGAUCCAUCGGUCGUGAACGGAGUUCUUAAGGAAAUAGUUCAGUCUGCGAAUCGGCACCUUCAAGAAGCAAAUGAUGAGAUCCGUGCGCUAGAGCGCGAGGGUAAAACUUUUACCAAAAAAGAGAGGAAGGCUGUGCUUUUCAACUAUGGAGGUGUGAAGCGUUUAAAUGCAGAAACAAUUGUGGAACGCCCCAAUGAGAUGCGGAUUUUGAGACAAAUCACAUCACGUUUGUCUGACCCGAAAAGCUUUCGCGUCCCUGAGGCCACGAAAGCUGCGGAUUACUCCUGCACCUGGGGGGCACGGGAGGAUGGCAUGCUCUGCAUUGGAAUCGCGCGGCAUGGGUAUGGAGCAUGGGCACAGAUCCGCGACGAUCCCGAUCUCGGCCUUACCGACAAAUUCUUUCUGGAGGAACACCGAGCGGAUCGCAAAAACGAAUUAACCCGAAAUGGUGAGGGGAUGAAGUCUCCUGGUGCCGUUCAUUUAGUGCGUCGUGCCGACUACCUAUUGUCUGUUCUUAAAGAUAAGAUGAGCAACGGUGCCAGCCCUACAGCGAAGAAGGCGGUGGAGAAUCACCAUCGUAACAACAGAAAGCCCGGCUAUUCUCGCCAGCAAAAUAGUGGCAGCGUUUCUGCCUCCCCUGCUCCACCAUCGAUCCGUAAACGUCGAGAAUCGGAUGCGCUCAGGCAUCGUGUUCAUACUCGCGGGGCCCGCGGUAGUGAUCGGCCAAACACGCCAACAAGCGAUACGCGAAAGGGCAUAUCCGAGGUCGACAAAAUCCGUAGUCGGCACAAUGCCAAUUUUUAUUCUGGUCGCCGAAACGAUUAUAGUGGCGUCGUAUCCAAUAACGAAAAUAUGCUGAAGAUGGUUUUUAAGCCAAUCAGGGAUCACCUAAGGCAGAUCUCACAGUGCACCAAAGAAGGAAUCCCGGACAAGAAUCGACGGGCCAAAGAGCUUCGACGCUUGCUUCAUUCGGUUGGCGGAUUUAUUCACAAAACUUUGGACUCUGAGGAAACGCGGGAAUCCUUGGAAGCGCGCCUUUGGGACUACGUGGCUCGUUAUUGGCCAAACCAGGCAACACCUGGAAGUGCUCUUCUUGACAUUUACAAACGCAUGGUUGCUGCCGAAAAUGCCCCACAACCUAAAUCUACUACAUAAGUAUCCAUGUGUCCUUACGGGACUAAUCUCAUACCGAUUAUCCUCUUUUACAUUGGUGCGUGUUCGGCUUAGUGCAUAGUCUGGUGCAGAUGGGCGUUCGAACAGGACAUUGCAUUUUCAGGCCGCGAGGGCUACAUUAUGACGACUACGACUAUGAUUAUUUGGUGAAGGGGUUUCACUUUUCUGGGAUUUGCAGGAUCGUGUGUUUUAAUUGGAAUGUUUUUUGAAGCCACACCUCUUCUCUCUUUUGUGCGAGUUGGCGAGUUGAUCCCGCUCACUGAGCCUGGUGACCAUCCCCUCGCAAAAAGUCACUUCUUUCCUGUUAGCGAUCCCACUCCUCGGAGUUAGGUGAUCCAAUUUUUGUUUUCCUUGGCAUUGACCCUGGCAUUGAUCCCGCUCUCCUGAGUAUGGUGAUCAUUUGUCUCUUUUUUAUUUUUCCAUUUUGGCUUCGACCUCGCCCAUUUGGGUUGAGAUUCUGGCAUGUAUUGUUUGUUUGUUCCCUCUCAAAUCUUUCUUUGUGCAACAAAUACCAUCAGAUACCGGAGUUUCUGCUUGUGAUGAGUUUACCUUCGAUCCUACAACAAUUCAUUAUCUGGCCUUGAUAUUUGCUGCCAUGCUGUACUCUAGAUCAGUUAAUACACUUUGCUUAACAUGGCACAGCCACGACAUAUUGUCGCAUUGGUUGUGAGUUUGGAAGGGCCGAAUUCAUUGGUUGAAUGCGGCGGCACUGUUAGAUGGCCCAAUUAAAGUUCUCAUUAAACUAAUAAGGAUUUUAGUACAUAAGAGUAUUUCUGAACUCCUAAUGUGAUUUCCCGGCCUUGUCAAGGUACAACUUCUGCGACGGUAUCAUUUCUAUAGACAACCUUGAUGAUUAGCUGUAAGGGGCAUACAAAGCUCGGAGUGAUCACUGCGGAAUGCGUAUGUCGGACUUCACGGUAGAGGAAGGGUUUGUACCGUAUAGAGCCAACAAUAUCAACAAGUUAAUCUAUAGUAAUGUCUGUUCAGCAACCUUGAUCAAAUAGUUUCACAAAUCCUCUACUGUUUCAACUGUUUCAAUAACUUGGGCACUGUUAUGGUGCUGCCGGCGGGAAAUCACUGACACCUCGUGCGAGGGCUAAGUCCUCAGCAGUCAAGGCCGAUUUAAAAAGCUUCACUUCAGCAUGAAUGACAUCCUCCAAGAUGGUCUCCUUUUCUCUCCAGGUUUCUUUCCUCUGAAUUUUGAUCCUUUGCCACUCCAGUUGUAGACGUUUGGAUUCCUGUUCAGCCCAGAAAAUCUGCCGACGGAGUACUCGGUACAAUUGGCUUAAAGGCAAAGAAAGCUCGUGCGCAUCGAAGCCGAGCCCAGAGUCCAAAAGUGCAGAAGGGACUGGUUCUUUCUGGGAAACGUCUUCUCCGCCGUUCUUGUCCGUUCCAUAACAGCCGUCUCUGGAUGAUUGCGAUAAUUUUAGCUUGAUUCGAGGCAGCUUUAUCAAAGUGGGUCCCGCUGGUCCAACUUGGGUGUGUUUUGCGAGUGUGUCAGACAACUUCAAUGCUUCGGUCUCAUGAACGGUUCUCAUAUGCUUCGAAAGAGCAUCUGAUCGUGUGAAGCUUCGAUCA
Coccidioides immitis RS is the source of this 6191-nucleotide messenger RNA. Its product is annotated as chromodomain helicase. Lineage: Eukaryota; Fungi; Ascomycota; Eurotiomycetes; Onygenales; Onygenaceae. Gene Ontology annotation, cellular component: nucleus; chromatin. Bases 33 to 4595 code for a protein of 1520 amino acids. The transcript has 3 exons. Gene Ontology annotation, molecular function: ATP-dependent chromatin remodeler activity; chromatin binding; DNA binding. Gene Ontology annotation, biological process: regulation of transcription by RNA polymerase II; nucleosome organization. The record is from RefSeq and is a predicted model, not a curated record.